Messenger RNA from Caenorhabditis angaria, 2171 nucleotides. Lineage: Eukaryota; Metazoa; Nematoda; Chromadorea; Rhabditida; Rhabditidae. The record is from the annotation of a GenBank genome assembly.
AUGGGUCAAAGUGUGAGUAGGGAUGAUUUCAUUUGGACUUUGACUGAACAACCGCAUAUGUCAAGACGUGAAGCGAUUGUGAAAAAAUAUCCAGAGGUCAAAAAAUUGUUUGGUGUUGAUGAAUCGUUGAAAUAUGUGGUGGCUGGUAUGGUUGCUGUGCAGGUUUUUAUGUGCUGGCUCUUGCAAGGUUAGAAUUUGGGGAGGGGGCUAAGGUUCUAGAAUCUAAAAAAAAUCUGAAACUUUAUUUUUUAAAAAAUUAGGCCCAGGAAAAUUCGGAAGUUUUGGUACAAACAUUUUUUUUCACAAAAUCAAUCUGAUAAUAUUCCUGAAAUUCAAAAAUAAAUUUUGAAACGUAAAUUUUCCUGAGAAAAUUUUGAAAGAUAAAGCUUCUUGAAAUUCACAAUCAAAAGCUACAGUAACUCUAGAUUUCAAAUUUUGUUUGAGUUUUUUCUGGUUGCUACAGAAAUAUAUCCAAAAUUGAAUGAUUUACAUAUCAGUGUGAUAAUUUUGCCUAGUUUUUAAUCUAAAUUUUAAACGUAUUUUUUCCGGUUGAAUAAAAAAAUUUCAAAAGAUCUGAAACAAUUUUUUGGGAUUCACGGGUUACAGUAACUCUAGGUUUAAAUUUCUCCAAUUUUAUUCUGGCUUCAGAUUCUAUUCAAAAAUUAGAGCUUUAGAUUUUUUUUCAAAGCAUCAGAUACCUGUAUCAAUCUGAUGAUUAACCCGAAAUAUUCAAAUCUAAAUUUUGAAACGUAUAUUUUCCGGGAUUUUUUUAAUAUAAAAAAUAUCAAUAACCUCAAUAAAUAAAUGUUUGCAGACGCAAGUUGGCUGCUAAUAUUCCUCGAAUCCUAUUUCUGCGGCGGAAUAAUCAAUCACGCUCUAACUCUAGCAAUCCACGACAUCUCACACAACACAGCAUUCGGCAAUGAACAUCCCCUAAAAAAUCGAUUUUUCGGAAUCUUCGCCAAUCUUCCCCUAUCAGUUCCCGUCUCAGUUUCCUUCAAAAAAUAUCACGUGGAACAUCAUCGAUAUUUAGGAGAAGAUGGGUUGGAUACAGAUGUUCCAACACAAUUUGAAGCACAGUUUUUCACAACAACUCCUCGCAAGUUUCUUUGGCUGGCUUUGCAACCACUUUUUUAUGGCUUUCGGCCUCUAAUUAUUUAUAAAAAAGCACCAACUGAUAUGGAAAUAUUAAACGCGGUUAUUCAAUUUGGCUUCGAUUUUGUGAUUUUAUAUUUCUUCGGUUGGAAAUCAUUAAUAUAUCUAUUAAUGUGUACACUUAUUAGUAUGGGAUUACAUCCAAGUGCAGGACAUUUCAUAUCCGAACAUUAUGCAUUCAAAGAAGAUCAGGAGACAUUUAGCUAUUAUGGAAUUUGGAAUUUGUGCACUUUUAAUGUCGGAUAUCACGUUGAACAUCAUGAUUUCCCUUAUAUUCCUGGCAGAGAUUUACCGAAACUCCGCGCGUUGGCACCCGAAUUUUAUGAGAAUUUAUAUAAACACGAUUCGAUGUUGAGGAUAUUGAGGGAUUUCGUUUUUGAACCAUCGAUGGGACCGUAUGCGAGAUUGAAAAGGAAGGCGAGAGUCGAACAGGAGUUUUAUGGGAAUUAUCAGCUGAUGGAAUACUUUGAUGCUGUAAGUUUCAGAAAUUUUCAAUUUUGUAGAGAACAAAUUUGAAAAUACAAAAGUUUCGAUCCAGAUCUUGAAUCUGGACUACAGUAACCUUCCUAGUUUCUGAUACAAAUUUUCUUUCUUGAUCCAAAUUUUCAGAAAAAAAAACAGAAUGAUUUCUGAACCACAAAAUCCUCAUGACUUAAUUAUUUUCUGGGUAGAUCAAAAAUAUGUGUUUCUCUAAAUCUCUCAGUUUUGACACUCUCACCGCAUUUUACAAUGUGAAUCGAGAGAGACGCAAAGAAAACGAGAAGAAUUCUUCAAAAAUUCAGAAAAAUUUGAACUAUCGUUUCAAAACCAAACGCGGGAAAAGUUUUUGAAUUCGAAAAAAUUUGAAAAACAAAAAUUUGAAAAACAUUUUUCAAUUUUCCCUAUUUUUGAAAGACCGUGCACCUUCCCAAUAUAUAUUUUUUUGUCUACAGUUCCUCCAUCACAUCGGCAUUCAUCGUCUUCGAAACUAUGCGGGCACCUAUUUCGAUCUCAACAACAACAAAAAACUCGAAUAA